Bubalus bubalis (water buffalo) is the source of this 4500-nucleotide messenger RNA. It is a transcript of the gene NR4A2, whose product is annotated as nuclear receptor subfamily 4 group A member 2. Gene Ontology annotation, cellular component: transcription regulator complex; nucleus. Gene Ontology annotation, biological process: dopaminergic neuron differentiation; cellular response to corticotropin-releasing hormone stimulus; central nervous system neuron differentiation. Lineage: Eukaryota; Metazoa; Chordata; Mammalia; Artiodactyla; Bovidae. Bases 1397 to 3193 code for a protein of 598 amino acids. The transcript is spliced from 8 exons. The record is from RefSeq and is a predicted model, not a curated record. Gene Ontology annotation, molecular function: nuclear glucocorticoid receptor binding; zinc ion binding; nuclear receptor activity.
UCCUCUGUGUCCCUGGGUUUAGUCUUGCCCCCUUGGCUCUCAGAUUGUGGCUUCCAGAGCCCUGGUGCUUCAGGGGAGGGUCGAUUUAUUUUCCUAAAACUCGUAAAAGGAACGAGUUGAUGGGCACCCAGGAGUGUCGAAGUAUGAGAGUUGGUAAAAGGUGAGACUAAAGCACCUUUCUGCAGAACACACCUGUUGCCCGUUGCUCGGCUGCAUUGUCUGCGAAAGGAAAGAGGGCGACGCCUCACUCUGACUUUUGGGGUCCCUGAAGGGCUGGGUCACGGCUACCCUUUCCUUUUCCCUCCCCUCCCCACGCACCACGUCCUCCCUCGCACGUGAGCCCUGCGAGGAAAGAAGGAAACACAGAAAAUAGGCCCUCCUUACUCUCUUCCACUUUGGAGAGUGUGUGUGUUGGGGCGCGGGGGUGGGAUAUGCUAGAGGAGAAGGCCAGGGACAGGAAAAGAGAGAAAAGGGGGAUGCGCUGGACUAGGGAAAUCCCACGCCAAUUGUAGGAGCCCUCUGAGCGUCUCCUGUCCUGGGACAUCUGCACUCGCUUCCGCUAACGGGGGUGGCAGUCGUGGGUGGAUGAGGUUAGGGCGCUGCCAGGCACGCCCCAUCUCGUGCGAUUCCAGGUGCUGGUACCUGGCCCACGCUUGGGUUCCCUUCCGCCGGGCUUUUGUUGCACCUUCUCCCACGUGUGAGCUGCUGGGCGGCAGCGGUGGCGCGGGGGGUUGGUGGGGGGAAGGUGAGGUGAGAUGUCGAGGCGCUGCGGGUUGCGCGGACCUGACUGGAGAGGUCACACCUCUUUCGGAAAAAGAAAAAAACCUAGCUGGCUACCAAGGUGAACCCUGAACAGUUCCCACCUUAAAAUCGGCCCUGCUCGUGACGUCAGGUCGGAAAUAUACCAAAGCGAGCGCUGGCCAGGAGUCUGGGGAGAGCGGCCGCGCGGCGAUUGGGCGGCGGGCCGCUGACGCGCGCUGACGCGCGGAGACUUUAGGUGAAUGUUGGCAGCGGCAGCGCGAGCCACAUAAACAAAGGCACAUUGGCGGCCAGGGCCAGUCCGCCCGGUGGCUCGCGCUAGGCUCCGCGGUCCCGCUCGCCUGCCCAGCCGGCCGCCUUCCCCUGCUCCCUACCCGCUCUCGGUGCCGCAAUUCCCUUCGCCCCUCUCGCCCACCCCUCCCCGACCCUGCCACCCAGACUCCCGGAGGGAACUACACUUCGGCCGAGUUGAAUGAAUGAAGAGAAACGCAGAGAACUCCUAAGUGAGUAGGGAGGAGAUCUGACAGGCUGGGCUCUCCACUGCUCUUCUAAAAAUCUUGGAAACUUUGUCCUUCAUUGAAUUACGACACUGUCCACCUUUAAUUUUCUCCAAAACGCCUGUAACUCGGCUGAAGCCAUGCCUUGUGUUCAGGCGCAGUAUGGGUCCUCGCCUCAAGGAGCCAGCCCCGCUUCUCAGAGCUACAGUUACCACUCUUCGGGAGAAUACAGCUCCGAUUUCUUAACUCCAGAGUUUGUCAAGUUUAGCAUGGACCUCACCAACACUGAAAUCACUGCCACCACUUCUCUCCCCAGCUUCAGUACCUUUAUGGACAACUACAGCACAGGCUACGACGUCAAGCCACCUUGCUUGUACCAAAUGCCCCUGUCCGGACAGCAGUCCUCCAUUAAGGUAGAAGACAUUCAGAUGCACAACUACCAGCAACACAGCCACCUGCCCCCACAGUCCGAGGAGAUGAUGCCGCACUCCGGGUCCGUUUACUACAAGCCCUCCUCGCCCCCGACGCCCACCACCCCGGGCUUCCAGGUGCAGCACAGCCCCAUGUGGGACGACCCAGGCUCCCUGCACAACUUCCACCAGAACUACGUGGCCACUACCCACAUGAUCGAACAGAGGAAAACGCCGGUCUCCCGCCUUUCCCUCUUCUCCUUUAAGCAGUCGCCCCCCGGCACCCCCGUGUCUAGCUGCCAGAUGCGCUUCGAUGGGCCCCUGCACGUCCCCAUGAACCCGGAGCCAGCGGGCAGCCACCACGUGGUGGACGGGCAGACCUUCGCCGUGCCCAACCCCAUCCGAAAGCCCGCGUCCAUGGGCUUCCCUGGCCUGCAGAUCGGCCACGCGUCGCAGCUGCUCGAUACGCAGGUGCCCUCCCCGCCGUCGCGGGGCUCCCCCUCCAAUGAAGGGCUGUGCGCUGUGUGCGGCGACAACGCGGCCUGCCAGCACUACGGCGUGCGCACCUGUGAGGGCUGCAAAGGGUUCUUUAAGCGUACGGUGCAAAAAAACGCGAAAUACGUGUGUUUAGCAAAUAAAAACUGCCCAGUGGACAAGCGGCGCAGGAAUCGCUGUCAGUACUGCCGGUUUCAGAAGUGCCUGGCUGUUGGGAUGGUCAAAGAAGUGGUUCGCACCGACAGUUUAAAAGGCCGGAGAGGUCGUUUACCUUCCAAACCGAAGAGCCCACAGGAGCCCUCUCCCCCUUCGCCCCCGGUGAGUCUGAUCAGUGCCCUCGUCAGGGCCCAUGUCGACUCCAACCCGGCUAUGACCAGCCUGGACUAUUCCAGGUUCCAGGCGAACCCUGACUAUCAGAUGAGUGGAGAUGACACCCAGCAUAUCCAGCAAUUCUAUGAUCUCCUGACUGGCUCCAUGGAGAUCAUCAGGGGCUGGGCGGAGAAGAUCCCGGGCUUCGCUGACCUGCCCAAAGCUGACCAAGACCUGCUUUUUGAAUCGGCUUUCUUAGAACUAUUUGUGCUGCGAUUAGCCUACAGGUCCAACCCAGUGGAGGGUAAACUCAUCUUUUGCAAUGGGGUGGUCUUGCACAGGUUGCAAUGUGUUCGUGGCUUUGGGGAAUGGAUUGAUUCCAUUGUUGAAUUCUCCUCCAACUUGCAGAAUAUGAACAUCGACAUUUCUGCCUUCUCCUGCAUCGCUGCCCUGGCUAUGGUCACAGAGAGACACGGUCUCAAGGAACCCAAGAGAGUGGAGGAGCUGCAAAACAAGAUUGUAAAUUGUCUCAAAGACCAUGUGACUUUCAAUAAUGGGGGCUUGAACCGUCCCAACUAUUUGUCCAAACUGUUGGGGAAGCUCCCAGAACUCCGUACACUUUGCACACAGGGGCUACAGCGCAUUUUCUACCUGAAACUGGAAGAUUUGGUACCACCACCAGCAAUAAUUGACAAACUUUUCCUGGACACUUUACCUUUCUAAGACCUCCUUCCAUGCACUUCAGAGAAACUGGAAAGAAACCUAAAACUGUCCAGAGGGGGCAAGUGACAAGGGCAGAGAGAUCCCCCUGAGCUGUCUCAGCUCUAGUCAGCCCCCUCCCCUUCCAUACACCCUGACCCUUGAUCCCUAAAGAAAAAAAGAGAAACAACAAAAAAAAACACAAAAAACUGUUGCUAUUUCCUAACCUGCAGGCAGAACCUGUAAGGGCAUUUUGGCUCCGGGGCAUCUUGGAUUUAGAACACGGACUACACACAGUACUGUGGUAUAAACUUUUUAUUAUCAGUUUAAAAAUCAUUUUAUUGUUCAGAAGGAAGAUUGCUAAUGUAUGACGGAAAACAUUUGGCCACAUUUGGUUGUUGCAGUUAAAAUAAAUGUAAUACACAUACACACACACACACACGUUGUAAGAGGACCCACAAGUAUUGCCCUUUAAAAGAUUUCAAAGUUUUCUGCUGUAAAGAAAGCUGUAAUAUAUAGUAAAACUAAAUGUUAUGUGGGUGGCAUGAGUUGAAGAAGGCAGAGGCUUGUAAAUUUAUCCAAUGCAGUUUGGCUUUUUAAAUUAUUUUGUGCCUAUUUAUGAAUAAAUACUACAAAUUCUAAAAGAUAAGUGUGUUUGCAAAAAAAAAAAAAAAGAAAUAACUACUCAAAAAAGGGACAAGCAUGUGAUUCUAGGUUGAAAAUGUUAUAGGCACUUGCUACUUCAGUAAUGUCUAUAUUAUAUAAAUAGUAUUUCAGACACUAUGUAGUCUGUUAGAUUUUAUAAAGAUUGGUAGUUACCUGAGCUUAAACAUUUUCUCAAUUGUAAAAUAGGUGGGCACAAGUAUUACACAUCAGAAAAUCCUGACAAAAGGGACACAUAGUGUUUGUAACACCGUCCAACAUUCCUUGUUUGUAAGUGUUGUAUGUACCGUUGAUGUUGAUAAAAGAAAGUUUAUAUCUGGAUUAUUUUGUUGUCUAAAGCUAAACAAAACUUGCAUGCAGCAGCUUUUGACCGUUUCCAGAGUGCUUAUAAUAUACAUAACUCCCUGGAAAUUACUGAGCACUUUGAAUUUUUUUUUAACGUCUAAGAUUGUCAGUUAAUAUAUUAUUUUAUGUUUGAGUAAGAAUUUUAAUAUUGCCAUAUUCUGUAGUAUUUUUCUUUGUAUAUUUCCAGUAUGGCACAUGAUAGGAAUCACUGCCUUUUUUUCUAUGGUGUAUGACAGUUAGAGAUGCUGAUUUUUUUUUCCUGAUAAAUUCUUUCUUUGAGAAAGACAAUUUUAAUGUUUACAACAAUAAACUAUGUAAAUGAA